AUGUGUGAGUUUAUAAGCGUGGCAGUUUUCCCGCUUUCUGGCGGAGAUCCGCGAGCUAAGCUAACCGUUAGCAUCCUAAGGGGAAACUGAGCUAGCCGGAGUGCUAACACCACUGACAAUUACCCAGCCCUUUCACGUCCGACAAGAAAUAAAUAAGGAGUUGACGUGAUGUCGAAAAGUGAGACAGAGGAGAUGAUUGAAAUAGAGAUUGAUGGACAGGAGAAACAGGAGUGUCUAGAGGAGGGAAUCGAAGAGCAAACCAUUACUGCAGCUGAACUGAUCACACAAGAUAUUGACAUCAGUGAGCCGAUUGGGAACCUAAAGAAAUUAUUGGAGCCUCGCAUUCAAGUCCCACUGGAUGGAUAUGACAUCUGCUUACAGGACAUUCUAUUGCAUCCUGACCACAGCCUGUUUGAUCAAGGAGUGAAGACAGAUGGCACAGUACAGCUCAGUGUGCAGAUUGUUAUGAACAAAGGUGAAGAGAAAUUGAAUAUACUUGAGAUAGUGAAACCAGUGGAGACUGUAGAGGUGGUGAUUGAUCCAGAUGCCGCUACAGCGGAAGAAGGUCAUUUAGUAGAGGAUGGACACGUGAUCGCAGUGGAGCGAGCCGCCAUUCCAGAUGAAACCUCAGAACAGGUGACCCGCUGGGCAGCAGCACUGGAAGGGUACCGCAAGGAGCAGGUUCGACUGAGCAUCCCAUAUGAUCCAGUGCAAUGGACAGCAGAUCAGGUAAUCCACUGGGCAGUCUGGGUGAUGAAGGAGUUCGGCAUUGAGGAAAUGGAGGUUGGAGGUAUUCAUAUUCCCGGCCGGCAGCUCUGUGCUUUUAGUCAGGAGGAGUUUCUCCAGAGAGUGCCUAGCGGAGAGAUACUUUGGAGCCAUCUGGAGUUGCUACGCAAGUAUGUACUUGCAAGUCAGGAUCAGAGUCAGGACGCUACAGUCACCAUUGAUCAACCUGUACAGAUCAUUCCUGCCCCUGUGCAGCAGGCCGCGCCCACAGCCAUUAAGGUUCUGAAGCACAACAAAACCGCCCGAGCCCCCCGUAUCUCAGGAGAGGAGCGCAGCUCGCCUGGCAACCGCACGGGUAAUAACGGUCAGAUCCAGCUGUGGCAGUUUCUCCUGGAGCUGCUCACGGAUAAGGACUCCCGGGAUUGUAUUUCCUGGGUGGGUGAGGAAGGCGAGUUCAAGCUCAAUCAACCUGAGCUGGUAGCUCAAAAAUGGGGUCAACGUAAGAACAAGCCCACCAUGAACUACGAGAAGCUAAGCAGAGCUCUCAGGUACUACUAUGAUGGAGACAUGAUCAGCAAAGUGCAGGGCAAGCGCUUUGUCUACAAGUUUGUGUGUGACCUGAGGACUCUGAUCGGAUACAGCGCCGCAGAGCUCAACAGUCUGGUGACUGAGUGCGAACAGAAGAAACUCGCCCGGGUGCAACUGCACAGCCUCGGUCAGCCCGUCAACACAGUCACAUUGGCCACGGCUACAGGACAACCCGUCACCACAGUCACUUUGGCUGCAGCGGCUUUAGAGAAAGACUGUUAAGGCGUGGCUUGUUACUUCCAGCCAAUCGGGAGACAAGGUUGCGAUGGGAGAAAACUGUGUUGAUGCUUUGACUUUGGGACGGGUGGGAGAGAGCGGGUUUGUAAGCAGAUGUGCGCUUGGUUACGAGUGGGUAUGUAUGUGUCCAUAAAAUGCUUGGAGCGAGUGAAUGCAUGCAUGUGUGUGUGUGUGUGAGAGAGAUAAAGUACAGAUGAUUACGUAUGAGCUUUCAGUUUUUGUAUGCUUGUUCUCUGACUGCAGGGUAGCAUUGACUAUAUUUCCAUUGUAUAUACUCUGUUUUUGAUAGCCACGUGGGCAGUGUAUUUUGAUAUUUUCCAUUUGUAAAAGAUCCUUUCUUUUUUAUUUUGAGUGUCUAAUUCCCUCAAGGUGAGGUACUUUUUACUGGCCACCAGAGGGCAAUAAAGAGACAGUUGGUUUUUUGAA
Paramisgurnus dabryanus is the source of this 1977-nucleotide messenger RNA. RefSeq names its product GA binding protein transcription factor subunit alpha (gene gabpa). Gene Ontology annotation, biological process: cell differentiation; regulation of transcription by RNA polymerase II. Gene Ontology annotation, cellular component: nucleus. The record is from RefSeq and is a predicted model, not a curated record. Gene Ontology annotation, molecular function: sequence-specific DNA binding; DNA-binding transcription factor activity, RNA polymerase II-specific. NCBI's taxonomy places the organism in Eukaryota, Metazoa, Chordata, Actinopteri, Cypriniformes, Cobitidae.